UGCGCUUUUUAGACUAGACAAAUGCGAAAACAACCCACAGCCGUACAAGUCACGGGAUAACCUUAUGCGUCUGAUGAAGCCGGGAGUGGAAUUGUACCAAAACUUGCGACAGUUAGUGAUUGACAAAAGAGCGCCGGAGUUUUAUGAUGAAAGCGAAGUUCCGUUUAAGUUAAGUAGCAAGUUUUUCAUCGAACUGAACGAGUCGCAGCGAAAUGUGAUAAGAAAAGUCGUUUAUUCGAAGGAUUACGCGCUUGUUUUAGGCAUGCCGGGAGGAGGAAAAACCACUGUUAUUGCGCACAUUAUAAAACAAUUGGCUUUUUCUGGGAAGAGCGUUUUGGUUGCUUCGUAUACCCAUACCGCAGUGGAUAACAUAUUGCUUAAACUUAUUGAACUCGGCGUUGAUUUUCUCCGGGUUGGCAGUACUGACAAUGUUCAUCCUUCCAUUAGCAAAUUUACUUCCCAGUCUUUAAGAGAAAGUUUAUGUACUCGUAUUGAACAACUGCGAGUCAUCACUCGGUUGAAACACUUGUAUAAAACAAAGUCUGUGGUGGCGUCCACGUGCUUUGGAAUCAACCAUCCUCUUCUUAUGAUGAGAACAUUUGAUUAUUGCAUAAUCGAUGAGGCUUCUCAGAUUACUCUACCAACCAUUCUUGGGCCUCUUUUAUGCUCCAGGAAGUUUGUGCUUGUUGGCGAUCAUAAUCAACUUCCUCCUUUAGUAAAAUGUUCCAAAGCAGCUCUAAUGGGGCUUCAGGAAACAUUGUUCAAGAUUCUUACGCAAGCGCAUCCCAGAAGUAUGACUGAACUUGUUUAUCAAUACCGCAUGAACUCAGAUAUUUCACUGAUUUCGAGUCAUUUAAUUUAUGACUAUCGUCUCAAGUGUGCCACCCCCUCUACCGCCGCCAAACACCUCGUGUUGAAAAUCCCUGUCUCUUUUGCAAAAAACGAAUGGAUCACUCCAAUACUGGAUUCAACAAGAAGCGUUAUAUUUCUCAACACCGAUAAAAUCUCUGACAACCUUGAAAGUUUCAAUGCUUGCGGCAUCCUAAACGUAUUUGAAAGUAAACUUGCUUCUUUUCUUGCAUUAGCUCUGAUCAAGUGCGGCGUAUCCGCAGGAAAUGUCGGUAUUAUUACUCCUUAUCACUCGCAGACUUUGCUAAUAAAGGAAAACUUAAUAAAAAGCGAGUUUUUAAGCACUCUGGAAGUUUUUACUAUUGACAAGUAUCAAGGAAAAGACAAGCUUGUAAUUAUUCUUUCCUUUGUGCGCUCCAAUUCUCUUUCUUUGGUUGGAAGUUUGCUGGAAGAUUCAAGGAGAUUAAAUGUAGCUUUUACUAGAGCCAAGGAAAAAUUUAUCAUGAUGGGCUCAAAGAAAACUCUACAGAGCUCAUUACUUUUAAGUAAAUUUUUCGAUCUAGCGAAGAACAAAAAUUGGAUUUAUGAUUUACCGGAAGAUGUUGAGACUGAAAUAAGAUAAGUUUUU
Zophobas morio is the source of this 1477-nucleotide messenger RNA. Its product is annotated as DNA replication ATP-dependent helicase/nuclease DNA2-like. Gene Ontology annotation, cellular component: cytoplasm. The transcript is spliced from 16 exons. NCBI's taxonomy places the organism in Eukaryota, Metazoa, Arthropoda, Insecta, Coleoptera, Tenebrionidae. Gene Ontology annotation, biological process: replication fork reversal. Gene Ontology annotation, molecular function: single-stranded DNA helicase activity; 5'-flap endonuclease activity. Bases 65 to 1471 code for a protein of 468 amino acids. The record is from RefSeq and is a predicted model, not a curated record.